Messenger RNA from Ananas comosus (pineapple), 1365 nucleotides. RefSeq names its product transducin beta-like protein 3. Gene Ontology annotation, molecular function: protein binding; U3 snoRNA binding. The record is from RefSeq and is a predicted model, not a curated record. The transcript has 5 exons. Bases 180 to 1337 code for a protein of 385 amino acids. NCBI's taxonomy places the organism in Eukaryota, Viridiplantae, Streptophyta, Magnoliopsida, Poales, Bromeliaceae. Gene Ontology annotation, biological process: endonucleolytic cleavage in 5'-ETS of tricistronic rRNA transcript (SSU-rRNA, 5.8S rRNA, LSU-rRNA); endonucleolytic cleavage to generate mature 5'-end of SSU-rRNA from (SSU-rRNA, 5.8S rRNA, LSU-rRNA). Gene Ontology annotation, cellular component: nucleolus; 90S preribosome.
UUGAUAAAAUUUCCCUUAAAACCCUCGCUCCGUAAACCCUUACUCGACUCGUCUCCCGCCGCGCGCGCUCUCUCUCUCUCUCUCUCUUUCUCUCUCUCCCCUCCUCUCUCUUCGUUCGCUAGGGUUCGCUUAAACCCUUCGCUAGUGUUCGCUUAAACCCCAGCGAAUCACCUCCAACAAUGGCGACGCCGCCGCCCCCUGCCCACGCCAUGAAGAGGAACUACCGGUGCGUGCCCUCGCUGCAGCAGUUCUACAGCGGCGGCCCCUUCGCCGUCUCCUCCGACGGCGCCUUCAUCGCCUGCGCCUGCGGCGACGAGGUGAAGCUCGUGAGAUCUUCCGACGCCUCCGUGCGCGCCACCCUCGCCGGCGACUCCGAGGCCGUCACCGCCAUCGCCCUCGGCCCCGGCGACCGCCUCCUCUUCUCCGCCACCCACAGCCGCCUCAUCCGCGUCUGGGACCUCGCCUCCCUCAAGUGCAUCCGUUCUUGGAAGGGUCAUGAUGGUCCUGUGAUGGGCAUGGCAUGCCAUUCUUCUGGUGGAUUGCUUGCAACGGCAGGAGCGGAUAAGAAGGUAUUGGUAUGGGAUGUUGAUGGUGGCUUUUGUACACAUUUCUUUAAAGGCCACAAGGGAGUUGUCACAAGCAUCAUGUUCCACAGUGAUCCAAACCGCUUACUACUGUUCUCAGGAAGUGAUGAUGCAAGUGUACGAAUAUGGGAUCUGGAAACUAAGAAGUGCAUUGCAGUGAUGGAGAAGCAUUUCUCAGCAGUUACUUCCUUGUCAUUAUCGGAAGAUGGGCAGCUAUUACUUAGCGCUGGAAGAGAUAAGGUUGUGAAUAUAUGGGAUGCACGUAAUUAUAGCUUCAAGAUGACUGUGCCGACUUAUGAGAUGGUGGAAGCUAUUUGCAUUAUACAAUCGGAUAGUAGCUUGUCCACUUGUUUGGGAUCAAAGAAAUCUCAGAUUGGGAAGAGUAAAUCAAAUGGUUCUCCGCGAGUUCAUUUUCUCACUGUUGGUGAGCGUGGAGUUGUACGCAUUUGGAGCUCAGAAGGUGCAGUUUGCAUAUUUGAGCAGCAAUCUUCUGAUGUAACUGUUAGCUCUGAUAAAGAUGAUUCUAAAAGAGGGUUCACAUCAGCUAUUUUAUUACCAUCAGAUCAAGGAUUGCUCUGUGUCACUGCUGAUCAGCAGUUUCUGUUCUAUCAGCUGAUAAAAGAUGUUGAGGGGACAUUUCAGUUAAACCUAUAUAAACGCCUUGUGGGUUACAAUGAAGAGAUUCUUGAUAUGAAGUUUCUUGGUGAGGAGGAAAAAUAUCUUGCUGUGGCAACAAAUUUGGAGCAGGUAUAGAGUGGCCAUUGGUUGCCUUCUUUACCUA